AUGGUGGUGGAGUUUGAGAGUUACUGCAGAAGACGAAUUUUGGACACCUCCAAACAAAGGCAAGUGCGGAAGAAGACAGUCUCCUUCAGCUCGAUGCCCAGCGACCGUAAAAUCAACAGCACGGCGGCUUGUAUGGCCUUCAUGAUGGAGGGCUGCGAGAUGAAGAAAGUCCGCUCCAACUCCCGCAUGUACAACCGCUAUUUCCUCCUCGACCCCGACAUGCGCUGGUUGCGAUGGGAGCCCUCCAAAAAGGAUUCGGAAAAGGCCAAAUUGGAAAUCAAAAGCAUUAAAGAAGUGCGACUGGGGAAGAAAACGCCAAUCCUACGCAGCAAUGGACUCUCUGACCAGUUUCCGGAUGAGUGCGCCUUCUCGAUUAUUUACGGCGACAAUUACGAGUCCUUAGAUUUGGUUGCUAGCACUGCAGACUUAGUUAGUACUUGGGGUAAAAAGCUGCCUCCGAGCUGCCCUGAUAGCGAGGGAGAUGUUACAGAUGAAGAAGAAGGGUUAGAAAUGUCAAGAAGAGUGGGUUUUGACGACAAAGACCAGCUAAACGGUUUGAGUUUCAAAAGACUGAGACUUUGCCGGGAGCUUUCUGACCUCGUCUCUCUCUGCAAGUCCGUACAGUUCAGGGAUUUUGACGUCUCCAAACGAGAGCAAAAAUACUGGGAAAUCUGCUCCUUUAACGAGGUGGACGCAAACAGGUACGCUAACGAGUUCCCGGAAGAGUUUGUCUGCUACAAUAAGCGCUUUCUGUCCAGGGUAUAUCCCACUCCAAUGCGAAUAGAUGCCAGUAACAUGAACCCUCAGGAUUUUUGGAAGUGCGGUUGCCAGAUAGUUGCGAUGAAUUAUCAAACUCCAGGACUGAUGAUGGAUUUAAACUUGGGUUGGUUCAGACAAAAUGGAAACUGCGGGUAUGUUUUGCGACCAGCUAUCAUGAGAGAGGAGGUGUCUUACUUCAGUGCCAAUGCUAGGGACUCGCUACCGGGAGUUUCUGCGCAACUUCUUCACAUUAAGGUGAUCAGCGGACAAAACUUACCCAAACCACGGGGGUCCGCGGCAAAAGGUGACGUGGUGGAGCCAUACAUAUACGUCGAAAUACACGGCAUACCAGCAGACUGUGCGGAGCAACGGACCAAAACAGUUGCUCAAAAUGGCGACAACCCCAUUUUUGACGAAAGUUUUGAGUUUCAGAUCAACUUACCCGAACUGGCAGUGCUAAGAUUUGUGGUUCUUGAUGAUGACUACAUUGGAGAUGAAUUUAUCGGGCAAUACACAAUCCCGUUUGAGUGCCUACAGCCUGGAUACCGGCACGUCCCACUCCAGUCGCUAACGGGGGAGUUUUUACCCAAUACGACGUUGUUUGUCCACGUAGCCAUCACGAAUAGAAGAGGUGGAGGGAAGGCGCAUAAGAGGGGGAUUUCGGUGAGGAAAGGGCGAAAGGCACGGGAGUACACCACCACCAAAACAACGGGGAUCAAAGUCGUGGAUGAACUGUUCAGAGCAUCAACGCAGCCGCUCAGAGAAGCCACAGACCUCAGAGAGAACGUACAGAAUGCCAUGGUGUCGUUCAAAGAGCUGUGUGGCCUGACCCCUGCUGCCAACAUGAAGCAGUGCAUCUUGACCGUGUCCACGUGGCUCAUGAACAGCGAGCGCUCCCUGAAGGUGACGGUGGAUCUGAGUGAACCGUACCCCACGAUGGAGGCGCAGGGACCGGUGCCCGAGCUGCUCCGUAAGGUCCUGACGGCCUACGACAUGAUGAUCCAGACCAGCAGGAUCCUGAUUGAGUCUGCAGACCUGGUCUACUCUAAACUGACACAAGCACAACGCGCCGGCGGCUGGAAACGCUGUGUAAUCUGGCCACAUGCCAACCCAAUGUCCUCAAGGCCCCAAAGUCAAUUUAGAGCCGAUACGUCCAGCGCGACUCCCUGGUGUCUGUGUGGGGAGAAAACUAAUGGGCUGUCCGUCUUUCAUCCUCGUCUCUCUCUGCUCUCGCUUGUCGUCAUCCAAACCAUAGUUCAUGUGGCGUUCGCCUGGAGGAUGUGGAGCAGACUGGUUCAGUGA
Molecule: messenger RNA, 2061 nt
Organism: Knipowitschia caucasica
Lineage: Eukaryota; Metazoa; Chordata; Actinopteri; Gobiiformes; Gobiidae
Source: the annotation of a GenBank genome assembly